CAACCCCUCCCCCCAUAGUGUAGCGCUAUAAGAGCGCUCGGGUGUGAUUAACAGGGACAGUCUGAUAUAGAGCAUCAUCCAGAGAGGAGAACCUCACUGGGAUUGUCUAGUUAAUGGAUCGAGAUCCCGGGGUUUUAUUGACUUCUAGGCUUUAAGGAGGCUGUAAAAGUCAACGCGUAAAAGGCACGUUGGAGCUCUUGUGUCCAGAUGUUAGUCCACACCUACUCGACCAUGGACCGUGCGGACGGACUGUCCAGCUCUUCUCCGAGCGGGCGACUCUCUCAUCUCUCUUCGCUGAACCAGGCAGCGUAUUCCUCGGCUCCCCCUCUCUGCCACACUCCGGCGUCCGACUUCCAGCCGCCCUACUUUCCACCUCCAUACCCCCAGUCCUCCCUGUCUUAUUCCCAGAGUCAAGACACCGGAUACCCGCAUUUACCGGACCCCUAUACGUCCAUCAACUCCCUCCAUCAGCACCAGCAGGCAGCGUGGCACUCCCAGCGCUCGCGCUCAGAGGACGCGGGGCUUCUGUCGCAGUCACACCGCGCUCUGAGCUUAGAUCCGCGUCGGGAGUAUCCGGGCGUUCCGCGGUUGCUCCAUCAUGGACUGGGUGAAGGAGCAGCGGCGCUCGGUGAAGGUCCCCUGGGAAUGCACGCAGUGGGUCUUCACGGUCUGGAUGACAUUCAGGGUAUGGAGGAGGCAUCCGCUUUGGGGAUCCUGGACCAUUCUGUUAUCAAGAAAGUUCCGGUCCCAUCAAAGCUAAAUGGCUCAACAGUCUCUGCCUUGUCCUUCACUAAAGAAGGCCUGGGCCUGGGUGGUGUGUCCAACCCCGCAGAGGUUUUCUGCUCUGUCCCAGGCCGCUUGUCGCUCCUCAGCUCCACCUCUAAAUACAAGGUCACAGUUGGAGAGGUGCAGAGACGCCUGGCCCCACCCGAGUGCCUCAAUGCCUCGCUGCUCGGAGGAAUCCUGCGCAGAGCCAAGUCGAAAAAUGGAGGCCGCUGUCUACGAGAACGUCUGGAGAAGAUCGGCCUCAACCUGCCCGCCGGUCGGCGAAAGGCAGCUAAUGUCACACUCCUCACAGCGCUGGUGGAAGGUGAGGCGGUUCAUCUCGCACGGGACUUUGGGUACGUGUGUGAGACCGAGUUCCCUGCCCGGGCCACAGCAGAGUAUCUGUGCAGACAAACCGACCCAGAUCAGCUGCCCACACGACAUAGUAUGCUGCUGGCCACCAAGGAGAUUUGCAAGGAGUUCGUGGACCUGAUGUCGCAGGACAGGUCGCCGUUGGGUGCCAGUCGCCCCACCCCCUGCCUGGAGCCCGGGGUGCAAAGCAGCCUGACCCACUUCAGCCUCCUCACCCACGGUUUCGGCACACCCGCCAUGUGCGCCGCCCUGUCAGCCUUCCAGAGUUACUUGCUAGAGGCCCUAAAACUGCUGGAUAAAGGAGAGGGAGGAGGAAAAAGCCAUCACGACAAGGACCUCAAGCACCGCAAAUGAACAAUCGGGAGAGAGACACUACCUCCCUCACUUUUAGGAGCGUAUGAGUGUCUUUAUGUGUACGAAUGUGUACAUUCACCCCACCAUUUCGCGCCUGUACGAACUGGUUGCAUUCGUCUCUAAUGAAAUCCAAGGUCUCCAGAGAAAGCAGAAAUGCCUCGAUGCUUCACACUGCAUGUGGACCACAAACUCCCUCUGGAUCCCCAUGACUGACUAAUACGGGGCCCUUUUCGGUGUUCUCUGGAGAUCGGGCCACUAAACCAAUCAAAUGACACAAAAGAUGGCACGGACAAUUAAGGAUGGGGGUGUAAAAGUAAUUAGGUAUUGACAAAUUAAUUUGAAAAUGUCAUUUUGUACUUCAUGUUGUAUGUUUAUUAUCAAUGUCACUGUUAUUCUAAUUGCCGUAUUGCAAUGUAAAUGUAAUAUAUUAUUAA
Messenger RNA from Sinocyclocheilus anshuiensis, 1925 nucleotides. Its product is annotated as transcription factor AP-2-epsilon-like. The transcript has 7 exons. Gene Ontology annotation, molecular function: DNA-binding transcription factor activity, RNA polymerase II-specific; RNA polymerase II transcription regulatory region sequence-specific DNA binding. Gene Ontology annotation, biological process: regulation of cell population proliferation; regulation of transcription by RNA polymerase II; anatomical structure development. Gene Ontology annotation, cellular component: nucleus. The coding region runs from base 208 to 1491 and encodes 427 amino acids. The record is from RefSeq and is a predicted model, not a curated record. NCBI's taxonomy places the organism in Eukaryota, Metazoa, Chordata, Actinopteri, Cypriniformes, Cyprinidae.